Messenger RNA from Triticum dicoccoides, 1467 nucleotides. RefSeq lists its product as uncharacterized. The transcript has a single exon. NCBI's taxonomy places the organism in Eukaryota, Viridiplantae, Streptophyta, Magnoliopsida, Poales, Poaceae. Gene Ontology annotation, molecular function: DNA binding. Gene Ontology annotation, biological process: regulation of DNA-templated transcription. The coding region runs from base 34 to 1350 and encodes 438 amino acids. The record is from RefSeq and is a predicted model, not a curated record.
CUCGCUCCCCGCCGGCCGUCACCUCCAUGUCCCAUGGCGCCCUCCUCCGACCUUCCCCCGGGUUGCAGGUUCAACCCACACGAUGCCGACCUCAUCUCCGCCUACCUCCGCCCCAUGAUCGCGGGCGAGCGCCUCCCUGAACCAGCCGCCAGCUUCCUGCACUCGGCCGACGUCUACGCCGCCGAUCCGGCCACGCUCGUCGACGGGCACCUGCCCGCGGUCCUGGUGUCGCCCAAGACCGGCGACGAGAGGCGCUACUGGUACUUCUUCGGCUCCGCCAAGGCCAGGUCCGGGCGCGACAGGCGCAGGUCCCGAGUCGUCGGCGAGGGCAAGGGCCAGUGGCACUCCGAGAAGGGCAGGAAGGUUGUUUCCGACGAGCAGGGACGAAACAUCGGAGGAUACAAGCAGGAGUUCACCUAUAAGCCCACCAACGCCGACGGAUCUGGAACGGAAGUCUGGCUCAUGGUUGAGUUCGGUGCGGAUCAAGAAGAUGAUGAGACCGGCAAAUCCAUCCCCACUCUUUGCAAGAUCUAUCGAAGCCCGCGUAAGCCCAGAUCAUCUACCCCGAUUUCGUCGACAUCAUCAACACGGAUGAGGAAGAGGAAGGCUGGAGAUACGCCAUUGCCAGCACCAUCUCCUGUGAGGCGGCGACUGCUUGUUUCCCCUGCGGCACCAAUUUUGCCGCCGCCCGUACAGACACAGCCAGACUUGAACAACGACUUGGAUGGCGUCUCCUGGGACGAGCUUCUUCAAGAUCUCAUGUCCGGCCUCACACCCGACCAUGUCCUGGGCGACUUGUUGACGCCUGUCCCUGAAUCAAAUGCCAAUUGCAGCUUCUACAUGGCCGACCACGCCGGUUCUGCAGUGAGCAGCUACUGCGACACUGUCCUGGACGAAGGUGGUGCACGCAUGCCUUUUCCUCACAAUUCUGAUCAAGUCCUUCUGGGUGACCUGUUCAUGCCUGUCCCUGAAUCAGAGAUCAAUUACAGCUUCUCCAUGUCCGACCAUACCGGUUCCACGGUGAGCGUGAGCACCUAUCCCUAUGACAACAUGGUCCUCCAUGGCGCUUCAGUCACGCCCUUCUCUGAGAUUUCUGAUCAAGCCGACUUCUUCAUGCCAGUCUUCGAACCACAACAACCCGUUAUUGAGUCGCAGGGCCAUAGUACAAUGCUAAAUUGCAGCUUCCUGCCGUGUGCCCCAAAUGCUGGCAUUUCUGGUUCUUGGACAAGAGGCGACACCACGGACGAUGAAGUGGCCUCGAUCAAUUGGUAUGGUUCUGCUCCAAGCUCACCGGUGACUCUAACCGAGUGGAUGAUGCAAUUAGCAUUUGCCAGCACAUAUCAGUUCUGAAGCUGACCAGCUUGUACUGUCUUUUUCUGUUAGGCUAAGGAUAGGAUACAUGUUUUUGUUGCCUGUACCAAGGUUCAAGACCUGGAUGAGUUGGCUGACCAUCGAUAUAGUGUUGAC